GCGCCGCCGGGACCGGCCGGGCGGCGAAGAUGGUGGCGAGCGCGCGGGUGCAGAAGCUGGUCCGGCGCUACAAGCUGGCCAUCGCCACGGCCCUGGCCAUCCUCCUCCUGCAGGGCCUGGUGGUCUGGAGCUUCAGCAGCCUGGAGGACGACGAGGAGGAGGAGCCGGGGGAGAAGGGGCGCCAGUGGAAGCCGCGUCUGCCGGACCCCGGCCCGGGCCCCAAGGACCCGGACAGCUCGGCCGGGCGCGGCGGCGGGGCGGGCCGCAAGCACGGCCGCUGGCGGGGCCGGACCGAACGCCCCGGCGUCCACGCGGCCAGGCCGGCCAGGCCGGUGACCGGCCAGCGCCGGGUCGGGCGGCGGCCCCCCGCGCCCGCGGCGGAGCCGUCCGCCCGCCGGAACCCCGGCGCCGGGGCCGCGCAGCCGGCCGGCGGCUUCCAGCACGGGGACACGGGGAGCGUGGAGGGGGCCCCGCUGCCCACCGAGAGCGGCUUCGCCCCCAAGUGCGAGAUCGUGGGCAAAGACGCCCUCUCGGCCCUGGCCCGGGCCAGCACCAAGCGCUGCCGGCAGGAGAUCGCCAAUGUGGUGUGUCUGCACCAGGCGGGGGGCCUCAUGCCCCGGGCCGUGCCCCGACACUGUCAGCUCUCCGGGAAGACGGGCCCGGUCGUCCAGUGGGACGAGAGCCGGGCCCAGGGGCCGCCGUCUCCCAAGGGGCCACCGGUGCGCAUCGCCUACAUGCUGGUGGUGCACGGUCGGGCCGUGCGCCAGCUCAAACGCCUCCUCAAGGCCGUCUACCACCGGCAGCACUAUUUCUACAUCCACGUGGACCAGCGCUCCGACUACCUGCACCGGGAGGUGGUGGAGCUGGCCCAGGCCUACCCCAACGUGCGGGUGACCCCCUGGCGCAUGGUCACCAUCUGGGGUGGGGCCAGCCUCCUGAAGAUGUACCUGCGCAGCAUGAGAGACCUGCUGGAGGCCCCUGGCUGGGCCUGGGACUAUUACAUCAACCUCAGCGCUACCGACUACCCCACCAGGACCAAUGAUGAGCUGGUGACAUUCCUGACCGGGCACCGAGACAAGAACUUCCUCAAGUCACACGGUCGGGACAACAGCAGGUUCAUCAAGAAACAGGGCCUGGACCGGCUGUUCCACGAAUGUGACUCUCACAUGUGGCGGCUGGGGGAGCGGCAGAUCCCCGAAGGCAUCGUGGUGGACGGGGGCUCCGACUGGUUCUCCCUGACGCGCAGCUUCGUGGAGUACGUGGUCUACACCCGCGACCCCCUCGUGGCCCAGCUACGCCAGUUCUACACCUACACCCUCCUCCCGGCGGAGUCCUUCUUCCACACGGUCCUGGAGAACAGCCACGCCUGCGACACGCUGGUGGACAACAACCUGCGUGUGACCAACUGGAACCGCAAGCUGGGCUGCAAGUGCCAGUACAAGCACAUCGUGGACUGGUGCGGCUGCUCCCCCAACGACUUCAAGCCGCAGGAUUUCCUGCGGCUGCAGCAACUGUCCAGACCCACCUUCUUUGCCCGGAAGUUCGAGUCUACGGUGAACCAGGAGGUGCUGGAGAUUCUGGACUCUCACCUGUACGGCAGUUACCCCCCCGGCACGCCGGCCCUCAAGGCGUACUGGGAGAACGUCUAUGACCGGGCGGAGGGGCUGGGGGGCCUCAGCGAUGUCGCCCUCACUGCCUAUACUUCCUUCGUCCGCCUCGGCCUGCGCCACCUCGGCGGCCCCGGCCCCCAGCCUGCCGAUCGACUCUGCAGGUUUGAGCCUCGGGACUUGCCGUCCAGAGUGCACCUGUAUUUCUAUGACGACCGUUUCCAGGGUUACCUGGUGACCCAGGAGGUGCGACACCCCGGGUCGGGACGGGCCGAAUCCCUGGAGAUGUGGCUGAUGCCCCAGGGAGCCCUGAAGCUAACGGGGCACGGCGGCCAGGCCAACCGGCUGCAGGGCUUGGAGGUGGGCACCGAGUGGGACCCCAAGGAGCGGAUAUUCCGGAACUUCGGGGGGCUUCUGGGACCCCUGGACGAGCCGACGGCCAUGCAGCACUGGGCCCGGGGCCCCAACCUGACCGUCACGCUGGUCUGGAUCGACCCGGCCUACGUCGUCGCCACCUCCUACGACAUCACGGUGGACGCGGAGGCCGAGUUCACGCAGUACAAGCCGCCCCUGCGCCGGCCCCUGCGGCCCGGGACCUGGACCGUCCGCCUGCUGCAGUUCUGGGUGCCCCUGGGCGAGACGCGGUUCCUGGUGCUGCCUCUCACUUUCAACCACAGACUACCUCUCAGGAAAGAUGACGGGAGCUGGUUGCACGCCGGCCCCCCUAACGGCGAGUACAUGGAGCAGAGCUUCCAGGGCCUGAACGGCGUCCUGAACCUGCCCCGGCCCGGCCCGGCGGAGGAAGCGGCCCGGCGGCGGGCGGAGCUGGCCGGUCCCGCUCUGGAGGACUGGACGGACAGCAGCCUGGGCGGCUUCUGGUCGGUGGCCGGCGUCUGCGGCCCGGACGUCUCCGGCUGCCCCGCCCUGGAGCCCUGCAGCCGGACCCGCUGGAGCUCCCUGUCCCCCGACCCCAAGUCCGAACUGGGUCCGGUCAAAGCCGACGGCCGGCUCAGGUAGCGGGGGGCGGGGCCCGGAGCCCCGAGGCGUAGCACCUUACGGACGGAUGGCGCGGGGACGGACGGGCGACGGGGGCUUCCCGCCUCCGGAGCCGAUUAGGCUCCGCCGCGUUGUGGCGGGCCGAAGCCUGGGCUCGCGAGUGGGCGGCGGGAGGCCGCAGCUCUUCGGGGCUGAAGGCCGACUCCCCGGGCCCCGGCGGGCGCCGGGGCUGGGCCUGCAGAGUCGGCCACUCUCCCUUGGAGUCGGGCUCACCGGGGACCGCGCUGGGGCUCCGGCCCCCGC
This is a messenger RNA of Ornithorhynchus anatinus (platypus), 2906 nucleotides long. RefSeq names its product xylosyltransferase 2 (gene XYLT2). Gene Ontology annotation, biological process: chondroitin sulfate proteoglycan biosynthetic process; heparan sulfate proteoglycan biosynthetic process. Gene Ontology annotation, molecular function: protein xylosyltransferase activity. The transcript has 11 exons. Bases 30 to 2624 code for a protein of 864 amino acids. The record is from RefSeq and is a predicted model, not a curated record. Lineage: Eukaryota; Metazoa; Chordata; Mammalia; Monotremata; Ornithorhynchidae. Gene Ontology annotation, cellular component: membrane.